UAGGAAGCGCUCCAGUGAUGAUGCUGUGAGCAGCAGAAACGCCCUGCCUCCUCUCUCCUCUCCCCAGCAUCCAUCCAUCUCCUCCAGCCGCGGACGAGCCGCUCUGAGCGGCCAGAGAGAAGAAGCACAUCCUGCAGGAACCGAUGGCCUGCUAAACCUCCCUAUAACACACAAGAGAAAUGGAUUCCCUGCCUCCGUCCAUCCUCCUCCUCCUCCUCCUCACCAUCAGCUGCUCCCCUGCUGCUGCUGACAAGCGAUUCGGUUGCCUGUUUGAGAAUGAGCUGUGUUCACCCUACGAGAUCUGUGUGAACGAUGGGAUGUUUGGGAGGUGUCACUCUGUUCCAGUGAGGGAGGUUUACACCUACGACGUCUCCCCAUCUGUAGUGCAACGUUUCCGCAUUUUGCUUGAGAAGCUGUCCAGCAGAGGUUUGACCUGGGAAGAUGACACUACGCAGCAGGUCCUGGCCAAGGAGUUAUCAAAGCUCAGGAGGAUUCCCUACCGGCCGCAGCAGAAAGGACCUAUCUACAAAAGCAAGAGCAGGCCAGCAGCUGAAGCGAUGGACCCUGAAGACCAACGGGUGAAGCCAGUAGAAGUGGAACUUAACAGAAACCUGCAGACGUACCUCCAACGUUUAGGCCUCCUUCCCAAGACGUCCUCCAGCUCCAGCCUGAGCAAACCUUCCAAGCCAGUGCAAAAGCAAGUUCCUCUCUCCAACCAGCUGCUUGCCUCGCAGGCAGAUGGGGACCUUCUCCUGGCAGCCCUGAGGCACUAUCUCUCUGGGCAUCUCUCUCUGCACAGUGGUGGAAUGAAGCAGGAAGCCCCCUCUCCAUGGCUCAGACCAUUAUACAACAAUGGCAUAGAAAAUCCCAGCCUCAAAAAGGAGACCUUUCCUUUCAGACCUGUGAAGACGGGUAGCUCCCCUGUAGCUUCAGCCAAGGAGCCUCUGACAUCUGUGGAUGAGAGAUUCAUCGAGAAGGUCCUAAAGAACGUUGGCAGACAGCAUGUUGAUGUGGAUAACCUGACACCACAAGACCUAAGCCAGCUCUCCAGCCUAAUCGCUGACGCUCUUCUGGUCGUCGACCAGGACCAGGGAUCGAACCGGGCCCUGAGCCGGGAUCGAGGACCUGGACUUAGAGACCUUGAGGGUGAACAGAGUGACUCGAGUCAGGAGGCUUCCAGAGCUAAAGAGGAUGAAACACUUCAGCAGAACAUGCCUACUCUGAACCCUAACCCUCAGGGGAGCACUCCUUUGGCCGUAGAGGCACUUAAAGAGCGCCACACAGAUGCAGAGGAGGCUCAUGCGAAUGAUCCGGCUGAAAGCAGCAGCCUCUUUAACAAACUGCUGGCCUACCUGGAUCAAUCCUCUCUUGCUGAUCCUUCUUUGGGGAGAAGCCGCUAUGAUGUCGCUGCUGAGGUGACUGGAGGCCGGCAGGUGGGCCUCGAAAAUGUCCAAAGCCGCACAAGUGAGGCAGGAGUGGCCUUGCAGAAGAAAGAUACCACCAAGUCUGUGGAGGAGGUGGCGGGGGUGGCAGGCUGGAUCAAGGAGGUUGUGCCUCCUCCAGCUUCUCUGGUGUACGAGGAGCCCCACAAGAAGACGAUGCAUUCUCCAGAGCUGCAGCUGGACGUGAAAACCGACAGAAAGAAGCCAGAUGAUGACAUUUUUGGCUACGUAAUCACAGACACUGACCGGCUGCAGACAGACGAAGGCCUUCAUCUCAUGGAGAUCUUGGCUCGUCGGGCAAAUAUCCGGAUGACUGACUUCGCAGAGCUCUUGGUGGUGGGACCGGCCGUGACCUUCAAAGUCAACCGCAACUCCCAGAACGUCAGCACGGCAGAUGUGGCCAACGUGGCUGUUAAGCAAAAAACAGAUUUGGAGAAAGAAGCCAAGGUCACCAUCCUGGAGGCUGGAGUUGCUGAUGGAAGCCAGAUCAAGCAGAUCCCCACCAAGUACAGCCAGGGAGAGUCCACCAAGUUCCUCAUCCUCACAGUUGUGUCCAUCCUGUGCAUCGUCUGUGUGCUGCUGGCCUCCACUGUGGUCUACUGCCUCCGCCACCGCUCUCAUCACAAGCUCAAGGAGAAGCUUACCAACCUGGGCACAGACAGUGGCAGCGAUGCUACUGCCACCUAUCAGGAACUCUGUCGGCAGCGCAUGUCUGUCAAACCUUCUGUCGAACGUCCUGAGCCGAUGUCCACUAGGAUCAACAGCGUCUCGUCUCAGUUCAGCGAUGGCGGUCCGGCCAUCAGCCCCUCUGGACGUGGCAGCAUCUCCUCAUGGAGCGAAGAGCCCUCCCACUCCAACAUGGACAUCUCUACUGGUCACAUGAUUCUGUCUUAUAUGGAAGAUCAUCUGAAGAAUAAAGAUCGACUGGAGAAGGAGUGGGAGGCAUUGUGCGCAUAUCAGGCUGAGCCCAACGCAACUACUACUGGCCUGAAGAAUGGCAAUUCAAAGAAAAACCGCUCCACUGCUGUGGUGGCAUAUGAUCACUCCAGAAUCACCUUGAAGGUGGAGAACAGCCAAGGCAACUCUGACUACAUCAAUGCCAGCCCGAUUAUGGAUCAUGAUCCCAGGAACCCGGCUUACAUCGCCACUCAAGGUCCCCUGCCCUCCACUGUGGCUGAUUUCUGGCAGAUGGUUUGGGAGAAUGGCUGUGUGGUCAUCGUUAUGCUGACUCCUCUGGUAGAGAACGGUGUGAAGCAGUGUUACCAUUACUGGCCUGAUGAAGGAUCCAACUUAUACCACAUCUACGAGGUAAACCUUGUGUCUGAGCAUAUCUGGUGUGACGACUUCCUGGUUCGGAGCUUCUACCUGAAGAACAUGCAGACCAACGAGACCCGCACCGUCACUCAGUUCCACUUCCUGACCUGGCUCAACAAGAACGUCCCAGAGACCAGCCGGACCCUGCUUGACUUCCGCAGGAAAGUUAAUAAGUGCUACCGGGGUCGAUCAUGUCCCAUCAUAGUCCACUGCAGUGAUGGCGCUGGAAGGACUGGAACCUACAUCCUGAUCGACAUGGUCCUCAACAGGAUGGCUAAAGGUGCCAAGGAGAUUGAUAUUGCAGCCACUCUGGAGCACCUGCGGGACCAGAGGCCAGGAAUGGUCCAAACCAAGGAUCAGUUUGAAUUUGCGUUGACAACUGUUGCUGAAGAGGUGAACGUGAUUCUGAAGGCCCUCCCUCAGUAGGAAGAAGAGGAUCCUCUUCCAUUCCACCUGGAGGAUUGUUCCUAUUGUUGUUUCCUUUUCCUUUCAUUUAUUUCCUGCGUCCAUUUAUUCCCAGUCUCUUUUUUUCACUCUUUUUUUCCCCUUUCUCCAUCCUUUUCAAUUGAUCCACAGUUUGAUCUGUUUCUCUUUUUCAAAUCCUUCUCUUUUCCCCUCACUCUUUACUGACCUUUUUUCUUCUUUUUACCUUUACCCAUCUAUCUUGGUCCAAACCACCCUUGUUUAUUUUCAUUUUUCUAUUUUCCACCCUUAAAAUAUAUUAUCUGUUCCAAUUAGUUGACAUUGUGACAGGAAACUGCUGUUCCACUCUUGUACAUAGCUGGAUCCUCCCUCUGUUAUCCUACAGUUUAUUUUUUACCAAAAUCUUUGUUAGAAUAUCUAUACUAGGUUUGUGUUUGAUCAGUGACCUCAUGGACAUCAAUUGAGUAUAGCAAGGUUUGGUAACAUUUAGCUAAAAUCAAGAUGUUUUGCUUUGAGUCUCUAUUGAUUAAAAGCUUAUUUGUAUAAUGCAUUAUAUAGUCCUGUACAAAAAGAGGUGAUACCAGUGGGAAGGUGGAUGUUAAUUAGAAUGUCUCUUGAUGAUCCGACAUUUUUAUUUGAACCUGAACAUUAAACUGAAUUGAUGCUCCUGAUUGCUCUUUGGGUGUGUGGAAAGGUAAUUGUCAUGUUUUGUUGGGUUUUCAGUGCCAUGCUGUGUUAUAUUUUCUUGCAGUAUCCUAUUGUGUCACUCAGUGGGGUACUUUGGGUACAAAAAGCAACUAGUUUAACCCCCAACUGAAGUUAGUUUUGUUUCACUCGAAAUAUAUUUUAGCAAAGUAAACACGACUAAUGUUAGAAAUGUAAUAAUGAUUUUAUUGUUGUACUUUUAGUGUAUGCAAUAUUGUGUUUCUUCAGCCUGAAUUGAUCUCUUGUGGGAAACUAAUAUUGUGGCUCGUGAAGUUACACCCAUGUCUGCCUUAAUAAAAAUAUUGUAGAACUGCUGUAAAAAGCCACUUAUGUUGCUGAAACUACCUUUAUAUUGACCUUAUUCCAGCUGAUUAAGGGUUAAUUGUGCUUCACGUCAUUGAAAAUAAAUAAAUACUCAGUAAAUGAAGCUGAAACAUACAUUAUUGUGACUGAUAUAAAUAUCAAGGUGAAGCAUAAAACUGGAUUAUGGGCUAUAUAAUGGGUUUCAAACAACCACAUUUGGAAUAAAAUUCUUUAGUUUCGCUUCUCAGAUUCUAUAUGUAGCAUAAAUGGAUGAUUUGUACACAGUAGCAAAAAUCUUUUCCCCCUCGAAAUGCAUUCUAAAAUUGUUUGCUGAUGCUGUAAAUUAAAAGCACAAGAAACUGUUC
Messenger RNA from Cyprinodon tularosa, 4552 nucleotides. Its product is annotated as receptor-type tyrosine-protein phosphatase N2-like. Gene Ontology annotation, cellular component: secretory granule. Gene Ontology annotation, biological process: protein dephosphorylation. The coding region runs from base 180 to 3182 and encodes 1000 amino acids. The record is from RefSeq and is a predicted model, not a curated record. Gene Ontology annotation, molecular function: protein tyrosine phosphatase activity. NCBI's taxonomy places the organism in Eukaryota, Metazoa, Chordata, Actinopteri, Cyprinodontiformes, Cyprinodontidae. The transcript is spliced from 23 exons.